This is a messenger RNA of Amphibalanus amphitrite, 1467 nucleotides long. RefSeq lists its product as uncharacterized. The transcript has 4 exons. Bases 295 to 786 code for a protein of 163 amino acids. The record is from RefSeq and is a predicted model, not a curated record. NCBI's taxonomy places the organism in Eukaryota, Metazoa, Arthropoda, Thecostraca, Balanomorpha, Balanidae.
UGUCUGUGGAUGUGUGUGGAGCUGGCUGCCUGGGUAGUCAGUGUAGGUGUCAUGACUACCUGACUCCAAAUACCGGCGCGGUGAACGGCCAGGGCAGGCAGGACCGGGCGCGGUCGACCCACCCCUUUACACAGGGUGAGUGUCGCGAGUAUAGCCUCCGGCGCUUUGGUAGAGUACCAUACACGAGUGUGAGUUGGGACGUGGUAACUGGCAUCCCUGUGUAGAGGCUACAGAGAGUGUCAGAGGCCGCUGAUCUCCAGUGACCCGUGACCUCACCAGGUCACAGAGGCAGAUAUGUCGAGGACCAUUCUGCUUCUUUUGGCUACUGCAGCUGUGCUACAACACGGUUCUACUCAGGACGACUAUAGCUAUUACGACGACAGCUACUACUACUACUACGAUAGUUCCUACGACUACUACAGCGACUACUAUAGCGACUACAGCUACAGCUACGACUAUAGCUACAGCUAUGAAGACGACACGACAACCGGCGAAGCAGCUGCCGCUGCUCCAGCCCAAACGACCAAAUCUACCGCGACUACAAAGGCGACCACAACAACCAAAAAGCCGACCAGCACAACCAAAACGACGACCACAACCAAAGCAGCGACUACGAAGCCAACAACUAAGGGAACCACGGCCAAGUCAAAUGUUCGGCCAAAAGCGGCCGCCAGUGGCCCUCAAAAAACGACACCAGGCGGUGGGGCCAGCGGUCUCCGGAGCUGCGGAGGUUACCAGAUCGAACUGCUGUUCGGGCUUCUGAUAUACCGGAUGGUGCACCAGUGAGCAAAACUCGCUAGCGUGAGCUUCUGUACACAUGUUGUCGAACAGCCAGUUAAAGCGUCCAUCCUAGAAAACUUGGCUACCCUAACUUGUGGUGUAAAAGGUCACAUUUCAGAGCUGUUGAUCUAUUUUUGACGAGUGGGCUACGCGUUCGGCUGUUUUUUUUCAUGUUUCGCUGCGGGCUAAAAAGUGAAAGAGGUGUAUUUUGACAAGUUAGCGUAAAUGUGCGUGACUCAAGUGUGUGUACGAAAGCACAACAUUUAUACAUCAAUCGCGAACUCAGACCGAUUGCGCUGGUGGUAGGUAUGCGAGAGAGGCUAAUAGUACCCAGAAGUGCAUAGUAAUUCUACUCGGACUUUGCUUGCAAUUAGAGCACAAAGCUGCGACCAGUUUGCAGCAUUACUGAGCACUUACAUAAAGAUAUGAGUCUCAAUAUGGAUUGGUUAUCGCAUCAAAUUUAAUAGUCAAUCAAAACAUCGGGCACUACAUUUGUUUUUAUAGGAAUCAUAAGUCAAUUAUUUUCUUUUUCGGUUAGGCCCAGUGUCCAUUGUAGAAAGGCAGCUGACAACUCAUGCAUAUGCUCUGUGUAUAUAAUUCUUUAUUGUCGAUCGCCAGACGGUAGACACGGCUGUCGUUUGUGCGAUGUGUACCAAAGCUCGAGACACUCGAGCCUAAUAACAGGUU